AUGGAGUCACAGUUUAAAAAUACAAAACCAAAGAAACUACCCACGUUGACUCAACUCUUGAUAGCAAAACUAAAACGACAUGUUUCUCAAAUAUCUGAUGUGGGUAAUACUCCAUUUCAUUUAUUGGAACCAGUAUUACAGCAAAUGCCUUUUAAACAAUUGAAACAACUUGAAGAAAAUUGUAAUCAAUUAAUUCCUCAUUCUGAUAAACUAUGGAUGAAAUUAAUUGUCAAAGAUUUUCCUAAUCGACCUGUUAAAAUCGACCCCUUAAAGUCGUCAUCACCAACCUCAUCAUCGACCACAUCAUUCAACAACAUGCCCUAUAAAUCAUUAUAUUUUAAAUAUUGUAAAGAUCGUGAUGAUUUCAGAAAAGAUUCUGCUAGAAAAUUAAGAAAUGCAAAUAAAUCAAUCGAAAAGGAAAAAUCAAAAACGAAAAUAAUUGCAGUUGAUCAAGUUUUAAGAGAUCCAAGUAUCAGAAAAGUGAAUUCUACUUCUAGUAAUCCAGGUUUUACUAAAUCAAUACAACCAAUUAAUAAAAAUUCGAUAUUACAAAAAGCUAAAAGAGAUACUGUACAAUCAAGAAAUUUAUUAUUUGCAAGAAAUCAAUAUAUUAAACCGUAUGAUCCUUUCCAUGCAUUUAAAGUAAAUGAUACUAGAUCAAAUAAUGAUCCAAUAAGACCUCCAAGAUCAUCCAGCGUAAGAAGAACUACGUUUUUCAAUGCCACUAGUGAAAGUCUAAAGAAUUCGACUACUGCAUCUACUAUUACAACAACAAGAACAAAACCAAGACUAAGGACAGAUGACGCAAUGAAACCUGAGUCAGAUAAACCAUUACCUAUUACAUCGCCUGUCAAACCACCACUUACAAGUCAAAAAUCAUCAAUAUUUAUUCAACGUAAGAGAAAAAGUCCUUCUCCUAUGACGAAAACCACAUCUACAAGUAAACGAAUAAAGAAACCAGUUCAACAAAAAGAACCCCCGAGUAAAAUCAAACGACUCAAGUCUUCUAUAUUUAGUUAA
Molecule: messenger RNA, 1020 nt
Organism: Candida tropicalis MYA-3404
Lineage: Eukaryota; Fungi; Ascomycota; Pichiomycetes; Serinales; Debaryomycetaceae
Gene: ELA1
Product: elongin A
Exons: 1
Coding region: 1-1020 (339 amino acids)
Biological process (GO): transcription elongation by RNA polymerase II
Cellular component (GO): elongin complex; nucleus
Molecular function (GO): protein binding
Source: RefSeq, a predicted model, not a curated record